This is a messenger RNA of Sinocyclocheilus grahami, 2025 nucleotides long. Its product is annotated as ATP-binding cassette sub-family B member 9-like. The record is from RefSeq and is a predicted model, not a curated record. Gene Ontology annotation, cellular component: membrane. The transcript has 9 exons. The coding region runs from base 12 to 1997 and encodes 661 amino acids. Lineage: Eukaryota; Metazoa; Chordata; Actinopteri; Cypriniformes; Cyprinidae. Gene Ontology annotation, molecular function: ATP binding; ABC-type oligopeptide transporter activity; ATP hydrolysis activity. Gene Ontology annotation, biological process: transmembrane transport.
GGUUUAGGAAAAUGAAAGUUGCUGUGAUUAUUAGUGGAAACCUGGUUUUCACUCUAGUGGAUGUUGUGGUCACCACAGUCUUGUAUGUUCAUGGAUCAAGUCUUGAUAUAUUUUCAGAUGAAUUAGAGGAAUUUGACAUACACCGCUCAACAGUGGACUUGUGGGGAACUGUUCUCAUACGGGCCAGUCUUCUUUUCGGGGCCUCCGUCGGGGUGUUCUAUAACAGGAGUGAUGGUCCACAAAGGGUUUCAAACAUGGGUACACUGGUUUCUCUCGUAUGCCUUACCAACAUGACUUAUGCUCUUGCCAAGUUGUUGAUGCUUUCUGAGGAGGGAGCUCUGAUGUAUGCCCCCUGGUUCCUAAGUUUGUUCUCCUGGACUUGCACAUCAGCAAUAGGCAUCAUGAUCUCAUGGAAGCUGCUGUCACAGACUCCCAAUGCUGUAUCUGAAAGAGAGGAUAGCGAGGAGACGGAGAGGCUGGUGGAUGGCAUCGAGACAGAAGAUGAGUCCAGUAAGAAGAGCAGGAAAUCUAGGAAAGAGCAUCCCCAUUCAGGGGCCACAAUUGGCCGUCUCUUGUCGUACUGUAAGAAGGACUCUGGUUUGCUGGCCAUUGCUUUCUUCUUUCUUCUCCUCUCUGCUGUGUGUGAAGCUUUUAUACCUUAUUACACGGGGCAAGCGAUAGAUGGCAUAGUUAUCCAGAAAAGCAUGGAUCAUUUCGCCAAACCAUUGAUUAAUCUCACUGUUUUGGCUUUGGUCAGCUCCAUAGGCACUGGGUUUCGUGGAGGUGUCUUUUCCGUCACCUUUGCCAGGUUAAACAUUCGACUUCGGAACCUUCUCUUUAGAUCACUAAUGCAUCAGGAGAUUGGGUUCUUUGAUGCCAACCAUACAGGUAAUGUUAUGGCUGUCUCUGAGUUGGCCUUGCAAGUAGCAAUCCUGUUUUAUGGAGGCCACCUAGUGGUGACAAAUCAGAUGAGCGGAGGGACCCUUAUUUCCUUUAUCAUCUAUGAGCUGGAGCUGGGAGAGGCCCUGGAGAGUAUAUCGUCAGUGUACACAGGUCUGAUGCAAGGCGUUGGCGCUGCAGAGAAAGUGUUUGAAUAUAUUGACAGGAAACCUAAACAUACCCUUGAUGGUCGAGAAACUCCAGAGACAUUAGAAGGGCAGGUGGAAUUCAAAAAUGUGACAUUUGCAUAUCCAACACGGCCAGAGAUGGAUAUAUUAAAGAAUGUAUCCUUCAGUCUUCGCCCAGGGCAAGUAACUGCACUGGUAGGGCCCUCUGGUGGUGGAAAAAGCUCCUGUGUGUGUUUGUUGGAGAACUUCUAUGCCCCUCAGCAAGGCCAAGUGCUAGUGGACGGCCGACCUGUGAAAACCUACCACCACAAAUAUUAUCACUCUAAGGUAGCACUGGUGAGCCAGGAGCCUGUUCUAUUUGCCCGCACUGUUCAGAUGAAUAUAUCCUAUGGUGUACCUGAAGCUCGCAUGGAAGCGGUCAUCAGAGCAGCCAUUAAUGCCAAUGCACAUGACUUCAUAACCAGCCUCUCCAAAGGCUAUGAAACUGGGGUUGGAGAGAAGGGCACUCAGCUGUCUGGUGGGCAAAAACAGAGAGUUGCCAUUGCUCGGGCUCUCAUCAGAAACCCUAGCAUUCUCAUUUUGGAUGAAGCCACAAGUGCACUGGAUUCAGAAAGCGAAUACAUAGUUCAGCAGGCUCUGAACAACUUAAUGCGAGAACGCACGGUUUUAGUGAUUGCCCACAGACUGAGCACAGUGGAAAGAGCAGACAACAUCCUAGUGAUCGACAAAGGCUGUGUGGUGGAGCAGGGCCCACAUGCAGAACUCAUGGCCAGGGGAGGCCUCUACUGUAAGCUGGUGCAGAGGCAGAUGGGGACUGAAAUAGAUGCAGAUGUUCACCACCCAUCACCAGCCCCACCAUGGGAGCUGAAGGAAGGAGAUAAGGAGAGUGCAGAGGACUGUAGCGACACUGAGCAUGAAGCACACUACUAAGACACUACUAAGAAGAGUUGAAAUGUGC